Molecule: messenger RNA, 735 nt
Organism: Ramularia collo-cygni
Lineage: Eukaryota; Fungi; Ascomycota; Dothideomycetes; Mycosphaerellales; Mycosphaerellaceae
Exons: 1
Coding region: 1-735 (244 amino acids)
Molecular function (GO): protein binding
Source: RefSeq, a predicted model, not a curated record
AUGACUGCCAACUCCUCCACCGCCGGCAUCAUGAGCACAGUGGCCAGUCAGAUUUUCACUCUCCCAGAGAUUCUCGAGAAUAUCCUGCUUGGUCUCCCGGUUCUGGACCUCCUCUUAGCUCAGCGAGUCGAUAAGACCUUCCAUGGCGUCAUCAACUCGUCCAUUCACAUCAAGCGCGCUCUGUUCUUUGAGACGCGGGUGCAGGCUCAACGCGAGAAGGAUGCGAACACGCCACCUAAGAUCAAUCCACUGCUAAGCAAGAUGCUGCCCAAGGACAUGUCCAAAUGUCUUGUCGAUUUCACUGGAGAGCUUGACAAAAACCGUGAAGAGGCGUUGCAAAAAGUGCGCGAUGCCCGCGCGAUGCCGCUUCACAUCCGCCAAGCCUCUUUGCCUAUGGUAUUCAAUACGCUCACUUGUAAGGAAAUGGACCUUCUCCACUGCUUGUGGCUACCUGGUAGACUCGUGGCCGUCGCCGACACGAAAUUUCAUCUUCAUCUCCCGUACAUUUACGAAGCUCUGCUCCCACAGACACGGCAGCCCAUGCCUGUGAAUGAAGUCGAGUCUUACGAAAAAGCAUCUUGGCGCAGGAUGUAUCCAACGAAUGUUCCCGUCGAGAUUCAUGGACUCCGGAACACAAUUUUCUGCAAUGGUCUCAAUGGUGUCCUCGUACAUGCCGAGCGUCCACCAUGGGGAAACAUGGAUUUUCUUUUUGAUCAACUUCACAUACGACAUUAA